ACAGGAGGUACAAAUAGCAGUCGGUGUCGAUAUUAGCUAGCAUCGUGUUCUCUGAAGGAGCAGUUUAGUCUUGAAAAAGUUCCCAUUUCAUCUGAGUUUACAACAACCCGAAAUAAUCACCAUGAAAUCAACUAAAGUUAUUACACUGUUGCUGAUAGCAUCAUUUGCUAUGCUCGCUCUAUUUGACGUUACCGCCGAAGCUGCAGCCUCCGAACGCCCUCAACGCCGCCGUCGGCCAUUUCAAGCUGAACUUGAUGCUGACGGCAAUGUAAUUGCGUCACAAGCAACUCCUCGAUUUCCUUUUUUACAUCAACGAAGAGCAUAUGGCAAGGUCAAUCAAGUUACUGCUUCGGGCAGCAACUCUAAUAGCAAAUCAUUGCAAUCUGAUAUUUCGGAGAGCUGCAAAUCCGAGCCUGGCUGCGAGUGGAGCUGUCCUGAAGAUGUUAACGAAUGCAUAUGCCGCUGUAAAUUUGAUCCACUGGGCACCAACAUCCGCGUUUCACGAGAAUCGAGACCUUCCCCACCUUAAUCAACAUACUUUUUCAUUCUAAUGCUUAUUACUUGAUAUUGAUAACCAUCUCCCAUAAGCUGAUUUUCUCAUUUUGUUUCUGCUGACAGACAAUUCACUGUUGCCGUUUAUAUUUACUCUUCCGCCUCUUCAAAAGGCUAUUUUCUAACUUAUUUUUUGUUUUAAUUAAAAAUGAAUGAUAUAUAACCACGAUUAAUAAUAACGAGACAACAAAACUA
Messenger RNA from Daphnia magna, 747 nucleotides. RefSeq lists its product as uncharacterized. NCBI's taxonomy places the organism in Eukaryota, Metazoa, Arthropoda, Branchiopoda, Diplostraca, Daphniidae. The record is from RefSeq and is a predicted model, not a curated record. The coding region runs from base 122 to 529 and encodes 135 amino acids. The transcript is spliced from 4 exons.